Aspergillus pseudonomiae is the source of this 1029-nucleotide messenger RNA. RefSeq lists its product as uncharacterized. NCBI's taxonomy places the organism in Eukaryota, Fungi, Ascomycota, Eurotiomycetes, Eurotiales, Aspergillaceae. The record is from RefSeq and is a predicted model, not a curated record. The coding region runs from base 1 to 1029 and encodes 342 amino acids. The transcript is spliced from 2 exons.
AUGACUCCAACCGAAGAUAAUUACAUGGUCAAGCAAGACCCCGACCCAACCCCGACUGCUCAUUGGCCUUGCAACAGCUAUUUCGAACAAGCGAAGCCGGGGAGCAAGACAAGUAAGGGAGAGUUACCUUCUCCCAGAGCGAACGGACAAGACCAUCCCCACGAAAUCUACUUUCUAGAAAUAGCCCAGAGCUCAAAGAUCACGAACAGGGCCUUUUUCGACCACAAUGGACGGAUUCUCCGCAGUGUGGACGGCGGAAAGAAUGUCACUGCACUAGUAUCUGGUCUUAAAAGUCCCGAUGGUCUUGACGUAUCGAAGUCCACCGGCCGCAUGUUUUGGACGAGUAUGGGACUUGGUACAUCUAACCAAGACGGCUCGGUACUGUCUGCAAAUCUCGAUGGCAGCGAUAUAAGAAUUGUCAUUCCCGAGGGUGCCGUGCACACGCCCAAACAACUAGCUGUCGACGAUCAGAACAGGAAACUCUACUUUUGCGAUCGUGAGGGCAUGAGUGUUCACCAUUGUGAUUUCAACGGCCACGACCACGAGAUCCUAGUUCUCCGCGGAGAUUGCAAAAGUGGUGAUAAGGAAGAUCAAAUGCGGUGGUGCCUCUUCUGGACACAGAAAGGGACGAAUAGAGGACACAAAGGGCGCAUUUUCCGUGCGAAUAUCAAUAUCCCAUCUGGGGAAAAUGCUUUCUCUCGAUCAGAUAUUGAGACGUUGUUCGUGGGUCUCCCCGAGCCCAUUGACCUGGACUUCGUGUCUGAGACGCAGACACUUUACUGGACCGAUCGUGGGGAAGACCCGCAUGGUAAUACACUGAAUAAGGCGAGAGUCGCAGGCGAGGACCCUCAAGUACAUAUCAUGGCACGGCAGCUACAUCAGCCUAUUGGAUUAAAGGUUGAUUCAAUCAACCAGUAUGUCCAUGUCACUGACUUGGGCGGUAGUGUGUAUCGAGUCAGUGUGAAUGCGGGUGGCAAGGAGGUUAUACAUCGUGGGGAUGGGUUUUACACUGGCAUCACUUUUGUGUAA